Molecule: messenger RNA, 1783 nt
Organism: Aspergillus melleus
Lineage: Eukaryota; Fungi; Ascomycota; Eurotiomycetes; Eurotiales; Aspergillaceae
Product: esterase/lipase family protein
Exons: 2
Coding region: 268-1215 (315 amino acids)
Source: RefSeq, a predicted model, not a curated record
GGCGUCAUCUGGCCCUUUCAUCCUCCCCUCCUCUUCCCGCUCUUCCAUAAAUAUCCCCAAUCUCCCUGAUCUUCCUGUUCCCAUUCUGUCUCCCCGCAAUCCGUACCUUCGUUAUAUUUCAUCAUUUCCCCACACGCUUCUUCCAUCGAGAUCGACAGCUAGUCUUCUCGCCUCUUUCUGAUCGGAGCUGUCUCAAGUCGUUUUCCAUUUCGCUCUCUUUUCGUAUGAUCACAACCCUUCUGAGUUUCACCCCGUAUCGCCCUUUCAAUGACCUCCCUCGCCACCCGGGUCAAGCAGUUCGGCUUGACCCAGGUUUACUGCUCCCCUGAGAAGCCCCAGGUCGACAUCGUCUUGGUCCACGGUCUGAACGGUCAUCCGUACAAGUCCUGGGCCACCGACUCGGGCAUCUUCUGGCCGGCGGACCUGCUGCCUGACGUGCUGGGAACCAGCCGAGUGAGGAUCCUAACGUACGGAUACAACGCAAACGUAACCGCCUUCACGGACGGCGCCUCGAAAGAUCGCAUCUUGAACCAUGCCGAAACGCUGGCCUCAGGCCUGGCGGCUAACCGAAAUCUUCGAGGAUGUUCAGAUCGUCCCAUCAUCUUCGUGUGCCAUUCCCUCGGCGGCUUGGUCGUCAAGCGAGCGCUGAUCUAUUGUCGCAACGUGUCAAAUGAGAAGAUCGAGCACCUUCGGUCGAUCUUCGUCUCCACGUACGGCAUCCUAUUCCUAGGGACCCCUCAUAACGGAUCGGACGUUGCCAAAUGGGGACUUCUGUUACAAAAUAUUUGUAGCGCUGUCCUGCCCCGGAAGUUCUUCGACUCGUCGCCGCAUCUCGUGAAAAUCCUGCGAUCAAACAACGAGACGUUGCAGAACAUCAACAGUCUUUUCGUGGAGAUUAUGAGCCGCUUUCAUAUCUACUUCUUCCAUGAGACCCUGCCGACAGAUGUCAAGGGCACUCGAGAAGUGAUUGUAGAUGAAAGCUCGGCUGCCCCCCAGAUGGAAGGGGUGGAACGCAUGGGCAUAGAGUCGGAUCAUCGACACAUGUGUAAGUUCGAGGAUGACGGCGCCCCGGGUUAUGAGGCGGUGGCAGAAGCCCUCCUGCGGUAUUCGCGUGAUGCCCCUCACACGAUCCAGGAUCGAUGGUCCGAGGAGGAGGAAACUCGCAGAGUGAUGAAACGGACCAAGGUCAGGGAGAUUUUCAGCCAGGGUGAGUGAGGCCUCAGUUCGUGGACAAGCAUGUUUUGCUGACAGGUUGCUCAGAAAGGAUGGAGUCGCCACCAUUGGGAGGAAGCGAACCGGAUCUUCGUGCAAUUGGUAGGGCCAAUUUCCUUCCCGAGUCUUCGCCUUCUGUGACUUUGCGAGAUUAUGAGAUUGAGGAGCCCUCGGAGGCAUCCUAUGCUAGUAAGCAUGUGUAACCUGGUUUUGUUUGAAUGUCGGCACGGAGAAAGGAAGGGAAACCCGCAAAAGCAAACAAAAACAAUGUCUCCUCAAAAUGCUGCAAUUCAUACCUUUUGAUAUUUCAUUUGUUGUCGGGGUCAGCUUGAUUUUUUUCCUUUUCUAUUAUGUUUUCUUCUUACUUUUUUCUUUCUCUCUUCUGUUUUCCUCGUCCUCCCUUUCGGGUUGUUCUUUCUCCCGCGAACGUGACGUUUUAUUCUCCAUGACUCUUUCCUGUAUCCUACCGCGCUGUUGUAUCUUUAGAACACAACGAAGCAGCAGUCAGAAGUGCUGACUAUUUGUCCCUUAGGUAACUUCGCUGUACCCAACGACAGACGCUUGCCCCCGG